GGUUCGGGCGGUGGGUAGCGGUGCCUCAAUGUGGCAAGCAAAAUAAACAAAAACAAAACAAAUACUCCAUGUAAUGUUUUCAAUUGACACUGGAUCUGAUUAUGAAUUUGAAAAUACGUUUAUUUCGGGAAAUUUGACCGAAACAUGGACAGCGAACUCUCCAAGAAAACUCGACCUCGGGAGCUCCCGCCUCUACCACAGAGGGGACAAAGGGGCCUUCUCUCAGGGCCAAGUGGAGAAUCAACCGAAGCGGCCAAGCAGAAGAAGAAGAGAGUGGUGAGAAAAGAGGCGGAUGGAGCAGCGGAUGGCGACGAUCAGGAAAUGGAGAUGGAAGGCCGGGGCAGCAGAAGGACCUCUGAGGUGAAUGACCGUCUUUCAGUUGAGACAAUGACGGGUGGACCCCCUCAGAGGAAGAGGAAGAAGAAAAAGACAGCAGCGACUCUAGAUCAUGAAGAUGACCAAGCUGAUCUGGUGAAUGGAGACACGAUGGAUCAGACUACUGAUGAAGAACAAGUUAAAAAACCCAAAAGGAAGAAGAAGUCCAAAGUUGCCGAGUCGUCGAUUCCUGAUGAAUUGGAUGUGGAAGAGGAUGACAUCAUCACCGACAUGCCUUGCUAUAUACCGCAGCAUUCCCUCUUCUCUGCCCCGCAAGGACAGAGUCAGCCCGUCGGAAAGGUCUUUGUGGAGCGCAGCAAGCGCUUCCAGGCAGCAGACCGAUCAGAAUGGAGGAAGACCAGUGAGCAGAUGGAAAACCUCAACGACUUCCAGCCCAUGCAAACGCGCCUGACCACCAGAGAUGUUUCUAUCAAGGUGCACAAGAACUUCAGGAUUUUCGCUCUCUACUGUCACGGCUUCCUGGCAGGAUUUGCCGUGUGGAACAUCGUGGUGGUGUUCGUGUUAGCUGGCCAGCACCUCACGGCUUGGUCCAACCUGCUGGAGCAAUACCACUGCCUGGCUUACCCGUCACAGUGUCUGCUUUACAUGCUGCUGGCCAUCAGCACCGUGGCUGCUUUUGACAGAGUCAACCUGGCAAAGAGCUCCAUGGCACUGCAGGAGCUGGUCACACUGGACCCAGUGGCUCUCGCUUCCUUCUUGUAUUUCUCAGCAUUGGUGCUCUCCCUUAGCCUCCAAAUGACAAGUGACCGCAUCAAUCUGUACCCAGACAACAACGCAACGCUAUGGCGACCGGGGUCCGAGCAUCAAAUUCUCCACCCAUGGGUGACAGUCAACCUCGUGGUGGCGCUGCUGGUGGGCCUAGCCUGGAUCUUCAUCUCCAUCCGACCAGCGACCGACUACACCGAAAACUAUUUGAUGGCCAUGCAAAUUGAACCCCCCAAGGAAGAGGAGAAAUCGGAAAUGAGCGCCUGAUUAUUACAGACUGUACAACCUUUGUCAAUUUUUUGCUCCGUAUUUAUACAAAUAAAUCUGAAUGUGUUUCAGAUUUA
This is a messenger RNA of Syngnathus acus (greater pipefish), 1445 nucleotides long. It is a transcript of the gene tmem237b, whose product is annotated as transmembrane protein 237b. Lineage: Eukaryota; Metazoa; Chordata; Actinopteri; Syngnathiformes; Syngnathidae. Gene Ontology annotation, biological process: cilium assembly. Gene Ontology annotation, cellular component: ciliary transition zone. The record is from RefSeq and is a predicted model, not a curated record. The coding region runs from base 145 to 1368 and encodes 407 amino acids. The transcript has 14 exons.